Colletes gigas is the source of this 1869-nucleotide messenger RNA. RefSeq names its product protein Red (gene beag). Gene Ontology annotation, biological process: mRNA splicing, via spliceosome. The record is from RefSeq and is a predicted model, not a curated record. The coding region runs from base 223 to 1773 and encodes 516 amino acids. Lineage: Eukaryota; Metazoa; Arthropoda; Insecta; Hymenoptera; Colletidae. The transcript has 2 exons. Gene Ontology annotation, cellular component: nucleus.
UUGAUGGAUUUCUUUUCUUUAGCAAUAUCGAUAUGAAAUAAGAAAGUGACAUAUCAAUUUUUCUUAUGCAAAUAUUGUGCAUUUUACAAUAUUAACCGCAUGUAGUUUAUAUACAUUAAUCUGGCGUUUCGUAACAACUCUUGGUGUUUAUUCCACCAGGAGUUUCAUUUAUUUUAACAAACUAACCUCAAUCUUUAAAAGGAACAAACUACAAAAACAAAAAUGCCAGAGACAACGGAGGAGGACAUGGGAAUGUCCGUUCGUUUAACGAACGAUGACUUUCGGAAACUCUUAAUGACACCGAGAGCCUCGGUUCCAUCGGCUACACCAGCAUCCAUACCUGGCACUGCUCGAGAUGCUAGUGCAAAGACUGCACAAACAUCUAAUGUUAGCGGGGGUAGUCGAGCAGAGCUGCGAAGGAAGAAGAAAAGCUUCUACGCUAAACUAAAGAAACAGGAAGAAGAUAAAAUGGCAGAGUUGGCGGAGAAGUACAGAGACAGAGCUAGGGAACGUAGAGACGGCACAAAUCAAGAUUACCAAGCAGAAGAUCCAAUGAACAGUGCCAGUGCUUACAGAGCCGUUGCGCCAGAUUUGAAAUCAGGAAUGGAUGCAGCCGAACGCAGGAGACAAAUGAUUCAACAGUCAAAAUUCUUGGGUGGUGACAUGGAACAUACUCACUUGGUCAAAGGAUUAGAUUAUGCUCUUCUUCAGAAGGUACGCAGCGAAAUCGAGGCAAAGGAGCACGAGCAGGAGCAGGAAAUGGAGAAGUUAGUGAAGCCAAAAGACAAGGUGAAAGACAAAAAGGAAACUGAAAAGAAAGACGACGAGAUGCAAUUCAAAACCAAGAUGGGACGGAACGUGUACAAAACUGUUAUGAUCAUGAAGUCCAAGACUAUCGAGAGAAACGAGUUAUUCACACCUGGCCGCAUGGCUUACGUAAUAGAAUUGGACGACGAAAAUGCGGACGUAGACAUACCGACUACUUUGAUUAGGAGCAAAGCUGACGUGCCCACGAUAGACAACACGCCUACUCUGACGACGAACGAUAUUGUCAUAAACAAAUUGGCACAGAUAUUGUCGUAUCUACGGCAGGGUAAUCGUCACGGGAAGAAAGGAAAGAAAAAUAAAGAUGGACGAUCGAGGCCCGACGAUAUGAAUGACAUGGACAUAGCGCCGAGGCCUCAGGACGAGAGCAUUUAUGGUGAUAUCGGGGACUACGUUCCUACGAUUGGCAAGAAGGACUUGAUUCAGUCUAGAGAGAAAAAGAAAGGCUCUUACUUCGACAAACCCGAGAGUAGCCUGGACACGGAUGAUAAAGCGAAUGCUCCACAGUUACCAAGCGUCGUACCCACCAUAGACACCAAUGCACCUAAGAAAGGAGCGCUUCUUAACAAACUGGCCGCGGAGCCAGAAGGCUACGCAGAAUGUUAUCCGGGUUUGGACGAGAUGCAAGAUGCCAUAGACGAUUCGGACGACGAGGUAGAUUAUACCAAAAUGGACCUCGGCAAUAAAAAGGGUCCUAUCGGUAGGUGGGACUUCGACACCCCUGAGGAAUAUAGCGAGUAUAUGAACAAUAAGGAGGCUCUGCCGAAAGCAGCAUUCCAGUAUGGAGUAAAGAUGGCUGACGGAAGAAGAACGAGGAAAUACAACAAGGAGAAGAAUGAGAAAGCAGAGUUGGACAGGGAAUGGCAAAAGAUACAAAAUAUUAUGAACAAGAGGAAACCCUCGACCGUGUUGGACGGCGCGUCAGAAUUCAAAGUACCUAGAUAUUGAACGAUCGAGUCGCUGUUCAUAUAUUUGCAAUUCUACUUUAUCAAAAUAAUCAAAUGUAUGUAUACGAUGUAUGUAUAUUUUAACAGAAUAAUUCUA